AUGACAUCUACUUUAAAGGAAAAUCAUGAUCUCCAAGUUCAGGAGCUGGAGGCUCUCAAGGCGAUCUAUAUGGAUGAUCUCAUCGACCUGACAGAGACAUCAACAGCCUGGCACAAGGAUCCUUAUCCCAAAUUUGAGGUACAUCUUCAUUCAGACGAUACAAAAGAACCCGUCUUGUCUUUAUCAAUCCAGUUUGAGAUGACCUUGACCUAUCCCAAGACAAUGCCUAUCAUAAAGUUCGUCAAAUCUAAGAAUGUGCUUACUUCUCAGAUAGAUAAGCUCAACGAUAUGAUUAAGCAUACUUUCAAAGAUUUGAAAGGUCAAGAAAUGUGCUACGAAAUCAUAACUCAGAUCCAGGAGAAACUUGAUGAGUGGCAAUCAAGUGCCAGAAAUGAAUCAUUGGAGGAAGAGAGAGUGCACAGACUUCAGAGAAGACAAGAAGAACUGGAUGCAAUUGAAAGGGCAAGGCUGGCAAAGGAGAACGAGGACCGUGCAAAGGAAGAAGAAAUGCUGAAUGAUCUCAUCCAGAGGGAGCUCACACGAAGAACGAAUACGUCUGACAAUUACGAUAAUGAUGGCAAUGAGACUAACCAAUUUGAUGAUUCAUCGUCUUCAACUACAGACCGCAGUAAGAAUUCGAAAACGAGUAGCGACGGUAGUAACAAGAAAAAGAGGAGAAGUCUGGGGUUGAACACCUAUGAAAUUGAAGAGAAAUAUUUAGUUCCACCUCACUGUGAGCUAAACUCAAAAGACUUCUAUGUGUUUGACAAAGAAAUAAUGACGAAACCAAAUUCUGAGCAUGUUUCUUUCAAUUUUAGAACUGUUACCGGCUUUGUUGCAGUUCCAAAAGUUGGUGUCUUGAAAAAUGUCAGUAGGCAAUUCUUAGUGAAGCCGUACGUUCAUCCCCAAUCGGAGCUUUACACACAUGACGGAAAAAAAUCAACCCCAAUCUACAAACAGAAUGAAGAGCUCUCGUCGUUACUCCUCUUAACAGAGAUAGAGUUGAACAAUCCACAUUGGAACACAAGUGACGGCAAAGCAGCACUUCACAGCCUUGAUAGAGAGCUACAAAGUUCUUGCGAACUGAAGCAUGAAAACAUUGCCAGACUCUAUGCUUCGCAAAUUGACAAGAUUGUACAACAACCCUCCACUGAGAACCCCAUAGAAAGAGGUAUUGGUGGGAAACGGAGAAGAGAACCCGAACAAUUUUUGUGGAAGAUAAGGAUUUUGACUGAGUAUCCUUCAAAUGGAACGUUGGACACUUUGUUGAGUACGGUAAAAUAUAUCAGUUUACCCACUGCAAGAGAGUGGAUUAUUCAAUUGCUUGAAGGAUUAGAAUAUAUUCACAAACAAGGUCUUGUUCACCGAAGUAUUAGUCUGGGAUCGCUCCAGGUUAUACAAAGCUACGACAACACUCCAUCGACUUUAAAGCUGACCAGCAAUUGCUAUGGUUACACAAUUUUAGACAUGCUGAAAAACUUCCCUAAUGUAGAGUCAAAUAAGACACCACUUUUGCAAAACUCAUGGCCGGCUCCAGAACUCCAGCGAUCGAAACCAUCAAGAAAAACAGAUAUUUGGGAUCUUGGAGUCACUUUUGUUCAAAUGAUUGCUGGCCAAAACAUUACUAGAGAAUACAGUUCUCCAGAGGACUUCUUGGAGAACUACACCAAUUUAGAGCCAUCGGUAAAAGAAUUUUUGGGUUACACGUUUGUCACCAAGCCAAGGAAUAGAUUUGGACCACUGGAGCUGCUUCCAACAGCUUUCCUCCGAAAUACUAUUGUGGAAGAGCCCACUGAUAAUAGUUCAUCAAAGCUAGGUUCCUUGAAUUACCUCGAUGCGUCCAAGACAACCCAUAGAAGGAGUUUUAAUAAUACUGGAAACAGGCGGUACUCCUUUCAUAACAAUAAUGGAAGUGCAUAUUCAAGAUACAAUAAUGAUUUUGAGGAAGUGGGAAUUCUUGGUAAGGGGGCCUACGGUGAGGUUGUGAAGGCAAGAAAUAAACUAGACGGUAGAUCUUAUGCCAUUAAGAAAAUCAGGCACAAAGAGGACAAAUUGUCUAGCAUCUUAAAUGAGGUACUGCUUUUAGCCAGAUUAAACCACCAAUACGUUGUGAGAUACUACGCUGCUUGGUUAGAAGAUGAUUACAUUUUAAACCCACGAGAGAACGACAACCCAUUUGACUCUUCUGCCUCAGAAAGUGAGACAGAAGCUGAAUCAGAUACUCGUUCAGAGCCUCAAAACUCUCUCUCUCAUAGCCACAGUGCCGUGGAUUUCAUAUCCAAUUCUAUGAGUUAUCCAGAUAUAGAGUUUGGUUUUUCGGACGAAGAUCAAUCUGAUGGCACUGAAGAUGCUGCCACUGGCACUGCUACUGAUAUGGAUAACAUUUCUGUGGAUUUCACUUUUGGUUCUGAAGACGAAAAAACUGAUCACAUUACUCCACGUAAUAAGAAGUUGAACAAGAAGAGUACUUUGUUUAUUCAAAUGGAGUAUUGUGAAAACCGCACAUUACACGAUUUAAUACGACAAGGUCUUCCAAGCAAUCCCGGUGAGUAUUGGAGAAUCUUCCGCCAGAUUUUAGAGGCACUUGAACAUAUUCAUUCACAAGGUAUCAUCCAUAGGGACCUUAAACCCAUGAACAUAUUCAUUGAUGAACAGCAGAAUGUUAAGAUUGGAGAUUUUGGUUUAGCUAAGAACGUCCAUAGCCUGUUACAAGUGACUUCUCAAGUGGGCUCUUUGCAACUCAAUGAAGAUUUGACAUCAGAUAUUGGCACCACAUUAUAUGUUGCUAACGAAGUAGAAUCUGGAGAUGGAAAUUACAACAACAAGGUUGAUAUGUACUCUCUUGGUAUAAUCUUUUUUGAAAUGAUUUAUACGCUUAACACAGGAAUGGAAAGAUAUACCGUUCUUUGUGCUUUGAGGUCACCGGAAAUUCGAUUCCCUGACGAUUUCAGUUCUGCUAAACAAGGCGAAGAAAAGAAAAUUAUCAAGAUGUUACUGAAUCAUGAUUUCGUAAAGAGACCCUCUGCUAGAGAAUUAUUGCAAUCAGGACUACUGAAGGUCGAACAGCAGGAUCAAUUGAUGAAGGAGGCGAUGAAGUCUUUAGUCAAUCCUUCAUCUCCUUGGCACCACCAGGCAAGGAAUGUUUUGUUUUCUCAACCGUACAGUUUAGCUCGUGAUUUAUUGUUUGAUAAAAGGAUUCAAGACUAUUCUUCUUCAGACUAUCUACUCCACGCUAAGAUUUCAGAGGAAAUCUUUAAUAUUUUCAAACGGCAUGGAGCAGUGGAAUGUAUAAGCCAAUCUGACCUUUUCCCCAAGUCACCGCUAUACAACGUUGAUAAUCAAGUCUACGAAUUGUUGGAUCAUUCAGGAUCGGUAUUGCAGUUAUCUUAUGAUUUGACUUUGCCGUUAGCACGGCUGAUUGGAAGAAGUAUUUUGCCUAUUCAAAAGAUUUACCGUUGUGGGUAUGUAUACCGUUCAAACGAUAGUGAUCCCGCAUCAGGCCCCAUACGUUUCAAAGAAAUUGACUUUGAUAUUGUUUCGAUUGAUUCCAAAGACAUGGUACUGUAUGAUGCUGAAUGUAUCAAAGUAAUUGAUGAUGUUAUUUCUAUUUUCCCGUUUUUCAAGAGUUCCAACCUAUUUUUUAUACUAAACCAUUGUACAUUGGCGGAGUAUAUCUUUGAUUUUUGUGGGAUCGAAAGAGCACAGUAUAUCAAGGUGGCAUCAAUAUUGAGUGAAGUUGGGUAUAGUAAAACGUUGAAGGAGGCAAAGCAUAUUCUGAGGGAUGAGUUGAACAUCCCUUCGACAGUUUUGAACGAUAUAGAGCUAUUUGACUUUCAGUUAGAGUUAAAGGAUGCCAGAUCGAAAUUUCAGAAACUCAUGUUGGAUUCUCCGUAUGCUACUAAGUCUGAGAAUAUUUUGAACUAUUUGUCCAACAUAAUUUCUUUAUUGAAGCAUUUUGGAGUCACGAAGAAAGUGUAUAUAGCUCCCCUAUCAGCUUAUACAUCCUCAUUCUACCAAGGCGGUUUAGUCUUCCAAGCUGUUUACCAGGAGAAAUUCAAAUCUAUUGUCGCAGCUGGUGGAAGGUACGACUCCUUGGUUUCCAGUGUUUCAAGGCAUUCCCAUGAAAUUGUGCCCAGAGCUGUAGGAUUCCGCCUAGCCUGGGAUUUAUUUUUUACAUACAUGCAGCGGUAUGAAUCAAUGUUUGUCAAGAAGCAUUCCUCUUCCAGAAGAAAAUCCCAAUUUUUGAAACAAAGUGCUUCCAAGAUUAAAUGGAGUGCUAGUCGAGUUGACGUUCUGGUAUGCAGCUUUACCAGCUCUCUGUUGCGUUCUAUCGGUAUAGAUCUUUUGCAGCAGUUGUGGAGCUGUGAGAUCAGAGCUGAUUUGCUGAAGAACUGUCUCACAACUGAUGAUGUUAUUAACAGAGCUCAAUUGGAUGGUGCAACAUGGGUCAUUCUUAUAAAGCAGCAACAACAGGAACCCAAUCAAUAUGGCACCAUUAACACAAAGAAAAGGUAUAAGCCUCUGCGCUUGAAAAAUUUUGAAAAGCAAACAGAUACUGAUCUUGACUUUGAGGAAGUGAUUCCUUACAUAAAAAAUGAAAUGAGGGAAAGAAACGAAGUCGAGGAGACUACAAUUGCUCCAGCCACUCUUCCUUUGAGAUCUCUUUCUGAAGAAUCUCAACUUAGAGAUUUAAGUACUGCCGAAAACGAUAGUGGGCAACAAAAGGUGAUUCUAGUGCCGAACGAUGCAACAAGAGCCAACAGGAAAUCAAACCGGAAAGAUCGAUGGGCCAUGGAGGAUGCUUCUCGCAAUGCAGCUAUACAGGUAACUAAUGAGAUAUCAAACUGUCCCAUUUUCCCCAUUGACGCUAGGGAUGAAGUAUUAGACAUGCUUUCUAUAACGUCCCUAGACCAACCAGAAGAAUGGAAGCGAAAAGUGGGUGGUGCGUCCAAUGCCACACCUCGAAGUUAUGUGGUGAACCUGUACAAUGCUCUUUCCAAGGAGUCGGCUAAGGGUACUAGAUGGGCCAUUGUGCACUCUACCAAGACGGGUAAGAUUUGUAUUUGCGACUUGCAAAAAUAA
This is a messenger RNA of Komagataella phaffii GS115, 5082 nucleotides long. Its product is annotated as Protein kinase, phosphorylates the alpha-subunit of translation initiation factor eIF2 (Sui2p). Gene Ontology annotation, cellular component: cytosol. Bases 1 to 5082 code for a protein of 1693 amino acids. The record is from RefSeq and is a predicted model, not a curated record. NCBI's taxonomy places the organism in Eukaryota, Fungi, Ascomycota, Pichiomycetes, Pichiales, Pichiaceae. The transcript has a single exon. Gene Ontology annotation, biological process: DNA damage checkpoint signaling; regulation of translational initiation by eIF2 alpha phosphorylation. Gene Ontology annotation, molecular function: protein binding; eukaryotic translation initiation factor 2alpha kinase activity; ATP binding.